AAAUGGCUGAAAUAUUAAGAAGAUUGUGUCACGGAUACGUAUUUUUGUUUGAUGAAUUAGCAGAUUCCAGAACAAAAUCGUUGUUUCUGGUAGCAAAGCCGCAUCAAGGGAUAACAUUGCUCGCUCUCUACCUAAUGUUCGUAUUUAAAUGGGGGCCGAGAUGGAUGAAGAACAAACCACCUUUCCAUUUGCGUAAAAUCCUCAUGACUUACAAUGUAGCACAAGUGUUAGCUUGUGCGUUUAUUUUUAUUAUUGGAAUUAGAGUAACAUGGGGCCGGAAGUACAGAUGGGUGUGCGAGCCUGUCGACUUUUCUGACAACGAGGAAGCGCUGCAAAUAGCUCGUCUUUUUUACUUCUAUUAUUUACUUAAAAUCGUCGACCUCGCUGACACAAUAUUUUUUGUUUUAAGAAAGAAAUUCAACCAAGUUACGUUUCUACAUGUCUACCACCACACCGGAAUGGUCGCAUUGAUUUGGGGCGCAACUACGUAUUUUCCUGGAGGACAUCCCGCUUUAAUUGGUAUUGUAAACAGUUUUGUACAUGUAAUUAUGUACACUUACUACUUCUUGACUGUGGCGGUCCCCAGUGUGAAGCAAGUUUCAGGCUGGAAAAAGCAUAUAACGCAACUGCAAAUUCUCCAGUUCUUGGUGACAAUAAUUCACAUGAGUACAAUAGUCUUCAAAACGGACUGCGCGUUUCCGAGAUGGACGGCAGCAUUAUUUUUGCCACAAAACAUCUUCAUGCUUAUAUUAUUUUUGGACUUUUAUAUAAAAACUUACAUAAAAAAACAAACAGCUGUUGUAAAGCCACGUGUUUUAGACGGAAAUGGUGGUACAGAGAGAGAAACUGUAGACAAAUUAGAUAAAAUAAAUAAUGACGCCAUGUUUGAAACAUCUAUGAAAAACCGAAGCUGGCGUACCAAAGAUAUUUCAAGGACAUGACACCUAUCAUAAAGAAAGUUAUUUUUUUU
Papilio machaon (common yellow swallowtail) is the source of this 970-nucleotide messenger RNA. Its product is annotated as elongation of very long chain fatty acids protein 4. The record is from RefSeq and is a predicted model, not a curated record. Lineage: Eukaryota; Metazoa; Arthropoda; Insecta; Lepidoptera; Papilionidae. Gene Ontology annotation, biological process: fatty acid elongation, monounsaturated fatty acid; sphingolipid biosynthetic process; fatty acid elongation, saturated fatty acid. The coding region runs from base 3 to 941 and encodes 312 amino acids. Gene Ontology annotation, cellular component: endoplasmic reticulum membrane. Gene Ontology annotation, molecular function: fatty acid elongase activity. The transcript is spliced from 6 exons.